This is a messenger RNA of Phanerochaete carnosa HHB-10118-sp, 1566 nucleotides long. RefSeq lists its product as uncharacterized. Lineage: Eukaryota; Fungi; Basidiomycota; Agaricomycetes; Polyporales; Phanerochaetaceae. The transcript is spliced from 2 exons. The record is from RefSeq and is a predicted model, not a curated record. The coding region runs from base 52 to 471 and encodes 139 amino acids.
CCGAAAAGCCCCUGCGUUCUUGUCUCUUGCAACCACCGUCCACUCGGCGACAUGACUCUCGACAUUGCCCAAGUGCACGACAGCUUUCCUGCCUUGAAGUCAGGGUACAUCUUUGCGGACAACGCGGGAGGCUCGCAAUGUUUGGCUGAUGUCGUCGCUCGUAUCUCGGACUACCUCCUUAACACGAACGUCCAACUCGGCGCAGACUACUCCGUCUCUGUCAAGAGCACCCAACGAGUCGCGGACGGCGUCGAGGCGGUCAGGGAGCUCUUUAACGCGGAGAGUGCAGAAGAGGUGGCGAUGGGCAGCAGCUCAACUAUGCUGGCUGAGAACCUGGCGAGAGCAAUUGAAGGAGAUUUUUUAGAUGGCGACGAGAUCAUCAUCACGGGAGAGCAUGAAGGUAUGCACUGUUGGUUCACAUGCGUUCACACUUUACACCAUGGUCAAUCUCUCCCAGCCACUAUCGUGUGAUCGCUAUUGCUACAGCUUGGCGCAUUGGUCUGCUCUGCUCUGAUGUUCGGGCUCAAAGGCUUGAACUUCCACCAGACAAAGUCUCUGCCCCCUGUCGAGCGAGAUUCGUGUAUCUGCUUCGUCUUCUUGGUCCUCAUUGCCAUGAUAAAUGCUACUUGGCUACGCACUUCUCGAUGAGAGCUUGCAGGGGGCCUUGCCAGCCUGCUUGGUUUUACCAUCCUCAGGGAGCUAACAAUCCCAAUCUCAUGUAGCGAAUGGCGGCCCAUGGAAGAAGCUCGCAUCUCGCCGAGGCCUGACUGUCAAGGUCUGGAAGCACACCCAAUGCCCCGAGUUGCCCAACAACCCCUACGCCGUCUCCCUCAAAAUCGACACGCUCCUCCCCCUUAUCACGUCCAAGACGCGCCUGAUCACCUUCACGGGCUGCUCGAACAUUCUCGGCACGAUCGUCCCCAUCAAAGAGUUCACCGCCGCAGCGCGUGCACGCGCGCAGGAGGUCGGCGCGCGCAAGCUCGAGGUGUGCAUCGACUGUGUCGCGUACGCCCCGCACCGGCGCGUCGACGUGCGGGACUGGGACGUCGACUACUGCUUCUUCUCGCUGUACAAGGUGCGCCUCCUCUCCCGUCCCCCCUCCCUUCCCGCCGUCCGCUGAGCGCAACCCCCGGCACAGAUCUACGGCCCGCACAUCGGCGCGCUGUACGCACGGCGCGCGAGCCUCACGCACUCGGUCGCGCCGCUGACGCACCACUUCCUGUCCGGGCCGCACACGUCGUACAAGCUCACGCCCGGCGGGCACGGCUACGAGCUCGUGUACGCGUGCACGGCCGUCCCUGCGUACCUCCGCGCGCUCGUGCCGAGUGCGUCGCUCGACGACGCGUGGGCCGCGAUCGCAGAGCACGAGCAGAACCUCGUCCGCCCGCUGCUCGCGUACCUGAAGAGCAAGGAGGCGCGCGGCGUCAGGAUCGUGGGCGAGGAGACGGCGGGACCCGCGCGAGCGCCGACGGUCUCGUUUGUCGUCGUGGGAGAGAGGCCGAUGGCUAGCCGGGACAUCGUCAACGUUUUUGAUCAGAAGAAUAGCGUCAGUUAUUUCCGUUCCGU